Messenger RNA from Paramecium sonneborni, 1115 nucleotides. Lineage: Eukaryota; Ciliophora; Oligohymenophorea; Peniculida; Parameciidae. The record is from the annotation of a GenBank genome assembly.
AUGUGUGAUUCAGAAUGGGGAUAAUUGGAUGGAUAAUUUAUUGUCGUUGUUCGUAAUCAAUAACAUGUAGAAGCAUUAAUGAAAACUGAGUAAUAAUUACUCACAAGUCUAAUAAAAAAUGUAUGAAUUCGGUUUAUCAUAAGCAUGUUCCUGUUAUUUUUAAGGAAGAUCUUUAGCUGGUUUAGUAACCAAUUGAGCUAAUAUUAGAUUAUUUCAAUCAGCCUUAAGGAAUUAUUGAGACCAAUAUUUUAAGUUAUCAAACUCUAAUAUAGAAAUCAUUUUAAUUGAGACACAUUCCUAAAUUAAAGGAGAUAAAAAAAAUCACAAAAACAAGAUCCUUCUAGACUCUUUAAAAGCCUAUAGUGAAUGAUCGAUUAUAUGCUAUUCUUAAUAUAGAAAAAAAAUAGGAGUAAAUAAAAAAAGAUGAGAUUUAUAUCUUUAAGGAUUUAUCGAAAUCUGUAGAUCCAAUUAUCAUAAAGGGUUUUAAUGAUGAUUAUGAAUUCGGAGUUUUAAUUGUCAUAUAUGAAAAAUUGGGAUUAAGCCAUGUUGAUUUGUUGAAUGAAGUAAUUAAAUUGUACAUUUAGCAAAGAAACUCAAAAACCUUAUAAUAUUUAAGUUUAUGGGUGGAUUAUCGAUAUGUAGAUUUAAUUACUGAUAAUAGUGUAUUUUGCACAAUAUUUUUGCAAUUUUUAAAUUUAGUUGAAUUGAUAACUUCUAAAAAAGAAAAUGAAUUAUAAUAGAAAAUCACAAAUAUUUUGAAUGGAAAAAAGAUAAUAUUUACAUAAACAUUGAAUUCUCCUUCCCCAACUUCUUUAUUAAAAAAAUAGAGUUUUCACCUUCCUUAAAAGAAUAAAAAAUUUAGAAAUUUAUCAAUGUAGAUAUCAAAUUAAUCAAUACAUUAGAAUGUAUUGUAAUAAUUUGAUGGAAAUUAAUUCUAUAUAAAUUGCAAUGUUGAAAUGCUGUAAAAAUAAUUUUGGAUUAUUGAUAUAGAGCAAUUUUCAAAGAUAAGUAUAACAGCUAUGCUUAACUAAAAUCAUUUAAUAAAGUAUUGUCAGUAAUAAUUUACAGGAAUGAUGAGAUUAGCGAUUAUUUUGAUUAUCUUUUAUUCCACAUGA